This is a messenger RNA of Echinops telfairi (small Madagascar hedgehog), 231 nucleotides long. RefSeq names its product translation machinery-associated protein 7-like. The record is from RefSeq and is a predicted model, not a curated record. The transcript has a single exon. The coding region runs from base 1 to 231 and encodes 76 amino acids. NCBI's taxonomy places the organism in Eukaryota, Metazoa, Chordata, Mammalia, Afrosoricida, Tenrecidae.
AUGUCGGGCCUAGAAGAUGGCAAGAAGAAGCCCCUGAAACAACCCAAGAAGCAGAACAAGGAGAUGGACAAGGACCAGAAGGCUUUCAAGCCGAAACAGAAGGAAGAACAAAAGAAACUCCAGGAGCUAAAGGCGAAGGCCACGGGGAAGGGGGCCCUGGCCACAGGUGGAAUGAAGAAAUCUGGCCAAAAAUCAACCGUUCUUGGGGACGGAGACAAUGACGCCCCUUGA